AUGACUAAUAUACAAUCAACUUUGAAACAGAUUCAAGAGACAGAAAACAUAUACUUUGAUUUAAUAACAUCUAAACUUGUCAUAAAUAAUAUUACUGAUAACGACGAGGAUCCGAAUAUCUCUUUCAUAAACUUAAAAGCUAGGAAUGGAAACAAGACUCAUAGAGUUGAUGAUUUAGUGAUAUUUACAGCUUUCAUUGAUGCUUAUCCACCGCCAACUCUUACGUGGUUCACACCCAACGGUACUGAGAUUGUUUUGGGUAGAAAGUUCAGAAUGCCUAAUUACAAAAAACAAUAUCCAAAGUAUCCAGAAAGCAACUUAAUAAACCCAUUAGUUCAGUUAGAAGACCAGGGAAUUUAUACUCUUCGAGCAAAUAACAGCAAUGUAGUAAAGCUUUUGAAUUUUUCUCUUACAGUUUAUGAGGAGCCACAUGUUAUAUUAAUCGAAGAAGAACUCAAGUCUUUUUACACUCUAAACCAAAGCGCAACAUUCGCUUGCCAAGCUACUGGCAAUCCUAAGCCAAAUAUAACUUGGUUCUACAAAAUGUGUCCAGAUUAUUAUUCUACGCAUGAUUGCAAAAUAGUGGAGUUGAAGGCUGAGCAGAGUAGAAAUAGCUUUUAUUCAAAAUUAAAAGUAAAUUUGGUAGCAUUUGGCGAAAUCAUUUGCAAGGCCUGCCAUUUAUAUGCUUGUGACUCGAAAAGACAUGGAAUUCAAAUUACUGACUUAGUCGAUGAUGCACCUUAUGGACUAAUAGGGCCAGAAGAGACGUAUUAUGGUGACAACGUUACUAUAACCUGUGCUGCUGUUAAAAGUAAAUAUUUAUUUUUAAUUUGGUUGGACGACUGCUUCGAAAAAAUAAUUAAUACAGCAAAAAUUCAUCUAACAUCAAAAGUCACUAAUUUUACUGUUCGUGAGGAACUAUUAAUCUAUAACAUAAGUCAAUUAGAUGAGAAAGACUACUACUGUAAAGUAAAGUCCGAUUAUGGGACUAUCAAAAAAAUAAGAUACUCCCUUGUUUCUAAACUGCCGAGAAAACCUUAUUUCAUUAAAGACAAUAUGAAUUCUACCAACAUAACUGAAUUAUCAACAGAUGCUCGAAACGUUAUUCAUUUGUUGUGUUACGUUGGAGGAACGCCAACACCGAAUAUAACAUGGUACAAGGAUGAUGAACCUUUGGAUCUCCCGGAAGAUCGAUUGAGCCUGUUAUCUAAUAGUCAAAAAUUAAUAUUAAGAUAUCUGGUGAAAGAUGAUAGUGGCAAUUAUUCUUGUCGUGCUGAAAAUCGAUUUGGAAAAACAGAAAAAUUUCAAAUGGUUAAUGUUACAGAGGUUGAAAAUCGUUUUCUUCAACUUACAUUGAUAGUUUGGUUCAUCGUAAUUCUUAUUUUACUUCUUAUUCACUUUUCUUUUAAAGUACUACAUAAAAAGAUAACAAAAAAGCAGUUGUUAAAAGCUGGCUUGACUAAUUUUAAUAACGGAGCCGUUGAUUUAAUAAAUCCUGAUCUUACAGUUAAUGAUCAAGCUGAGUAUCUUCCAUAUGAUGAAAAGUGGGAAUUUCCUAGAGAAAAACUACAGUUAGGUCAACAGUUGGGAAGUGGAGCUUUUGGGGUUGUAGUAAAAGCAGAAGCUUCUGGGAUUUGUGCUACGGAGGCUGUCACAACCGUAGCUGUGAAAAUGGUUCACGAAAAUGCUGAGUCAGUUUAUGUUCGCGCUCUUGUGAAAGAAUUUAAAAUUAUGAUGCAUCUGGGGCAACACUUGAACGUUGUAAAUCUUCUGGGUGCCUGUACAAAAAAUAUUGUUAAACGUGAAUUUUUAGUGAUUCUUGAAGCCUGUGCUUAUGGAAACCUACAAGAUUAUUUGAUAUAUCAUCGACAAAAUUUCAUAAAUCAAAUUGAUCCAUCUACUG
Molecule: messenger RNA, 1903 nt
Organism: Copidosoma floridanum
Lineage: Eukaryota; Metazoa; Arthropoda; Insecta; Hymenoptera; Encyrtidae
Product: vascular endothelial growth factor receptor kdr-like
Biological process (GO): positive regulation of kinase activity; cell surface receptor protein tyrosine kinase signaling pathway; protein phosphorylation
Cellular component (GO): plasma membrane; signaling receptor complex
Molecular function (GO): transmembrane receptor protein tyrosine kinase activity; ATP binding
Source: RefSeq, a predicted model, not a curated record